ACAAAAUCUAUUCAGACAUGAUAAAUGUUAUUCUACAGAGUUCCAUUGUAGAGUAUUAUAUCUGGAAAAACAGGUCAUGCUUAAGAGGUGCACUAUGCUGUUGACAGGAUAGCAACAGGCUGUGGAGGUGAGUAUAAAUAACACAUGUAGAUCUUACCUUACUGCACAACAGGACUACUGACCUUACAAGAGAGUACAUGGAGAAUGAAAUCUACAAAAACAAUUUAUCAAAAAAAGAAAUAGGACCAUCACAAGUAUUGAUCACCUUGUGUGUUCUUGAAAAACAUGGACUAGGGGAACAUGUUAUAACUUUGUUUACUAUACAUACACACAGGACAUAUGCAAAUGUAUUAAAAAUACAGCCUUUGACAGAUAAACUGAACUCUUGUGUUCACAUGUUUGACUUUAUAUUCAGGAAGACCAAAGUUUGAUCAGGCGGGACUUUACCGGAAGUAGAGACACUUUCUAUUUUAUUGACAGUAUUUUAAACUUACAGUUUACUACAGCUUGGUGGAGUGUUUUGAACAUAUAUAAUCGUGAAGGGUUGACUUGAUGUUUUUGUUAUGUCUAGAUAAAAUAUAAUACGUCGAUUAUUCCAUAUAAAAAUGCCAAUAUGGGACAACCUUUUUUCGAGGAGAAAAGCGGAAGUGGAUGUGGGAUUUCUCUCUUGACUCGACAAUCUCUCGGUAACCAAGCUAAUCACUAGUAUGUUUACGGACGAAGCCCUGGACUCAGUGAGUGUGCAGUCUCAGUGGAGGAUAUCCCAGCAGUCCGCGCAGGAGUCGAGAGGCUGUCAGACUCGAGCCGUGCACAGAGCUGAGGCGCAGGUGCAGGCGGGGUCCUCCUCCACCUGCUCCACCCAGACAGAGACACAGCCUCAGAAGGAGCUGCCUCUCCAGGCCGGGCUGGAGCUGCCCGGCCUGGAGCACUUCCUGCAGCGGGUGGAGGACACUGUCGUUAGAGAGCUAGUCAGAAAUUCCAAGAGUCACGCCUUUGAUGAGUUCCAGGUGAACUGGGAGGAUCACAGUCAGCAAGUUUCAUGCCUCCAUUUCCUUCAACAUCCCUGCGCACAAGAGAGAGGUCUUCAUGUAACCAGUGUUUCCUGGAACUGCACAGGUUCAGUUAUUGCCUGUGCCUACGGUCGGAUUGACGAUGGAGACUGGAGCACUGAGAGGUCGUGUGUGUGUACGUGGAACCUGGAGCGCCGCAGCCUGAACCCCAAACAGGCUGAUCUGGUGAUAGAUGUUCCCACAGCCGUCACCGCUCUGUGCUACCACCCCGAGCAGCCCGCCCUCAUUGCAGGGGCCCUGUACAGUGGAGAGGUGCUGGUCUGGGACACCAGCCGGACUCUGGACCCAGUGCUGGUCCAAACUGGGAUGUCAGUAGACAGCCACAGAGAGCCUGUGUAUCAAGUAGCCUGGGUGCCCCUGCAGAAGAAAGGGGAGUUUGGGGUUCUCAGCGCGGGCUCAGCAGGACGGGUGCUGCUGUGGAUGGUGGACUGGGAGCAGGCCCGGUUUGUUCUGAGCGCUGCCUAUGCCUUAGUGCCACAGCAGCUUCCACACAGCAGCGACAGCAGCUUCAAGGCCCGGGGCAGCAGCACUGUGGGGAUCACCUCCCUGGCUCUGUCCCCCUGGGACCCAGACACGUUCCUGGUGGGCUCUGAGGGGGGGCUGCUGCUCAGGUGCUCCUUUUCAUCCCAGAAGCCCGCCGCUGUGCCCUCCGAAGGCCAGAGUGUGACCCUGAAGGCCCCCGCUGUCUUCCUGUUCAAGCACCGCAGCGGCCCUGUCCACUCCAUACACUGCUCCCCCUUCCACAGGAACCUGUUUGUGAGUGCAGGGACUGACGGCCUGGCCAACCUCCACUCCCUGCUGCAGGCCCCCCCGCUGUUGUCUCUCAGGGUCUCGCACUCCUACGUGUUUCAGGUGCAGUGGUCUCCGACCAGACCUCUGGUGUUUGCAGCAGCCACCGGACAAGGUGAGGUGCAGAUAUUCGACCUGGGCCGCAGGUCCCUGAGGCCGGCAGCCAUCAUCGAGCAUGGGGGGGCAGACCAAGCUGCAAGCUGUCUGGCCUUCAACCAUCGGAACCCCCACCUGCUGGCUGUGGGGAGGACAGACGGGAGCAUGGGCAUCUGGCAGCUGAGCCACGAUCUGACGGAGCAGGGCCCCCGAGAGAGUAUCCAGCUGGAGCAGAUAGCCAAUCAGGUGGCAGAAUAACACGCUGCAUUGGACUGAUGUAUAUGAACUGUCUUCAAGACAAAAAAGGAAAUAAAAACAGGAGGAGGAUUCCAGUUCUAACCAGUAGCGUUUAUUAAAGCACACUGCAGUUGUUGGUGUUACGGACAACAUUAGUUUGACUAUAAGGUUCAUCGAAAGCACAAGCUAAAUCAGCUAAAAACAAUCACAUUCAAAUGUAGACGGAUCCACUAUGCUAUGAGAAGCACACCGAGUUAAAGGAGAGCAGAUAAAUAGAGGACUGACAGUUGUUAUAGUGAGUAUUCCUAGUGCCACAGUCAUGCAGUAUCAGCCGUGUUCGUGUUGAAGUGUGUGGGAAAACGCAUCCCGAUCGGUCCCUGGGGGGCGGGGAUCAGUUGACGAAGAGCGAGCGGGUGAAUUCAACGAAGUCGAAGGCUGUGGGCAGCUCGCGGCCCUUACUGUCCAGGUAGGGCUUCAUGUGUGACAGGCAGUAGUCGGCCUGCUCCUUGGACAGGUUCUGAAAGAGAGAGGGGACUGUUAGAGCUGCAGGGAGCCCCCACCCACGGAUCCACAGAGAGAGCAGAACACAUCCCACCUGGUACAGCUCUUCUUUAGUGACGUAGGGUUUGGCUUCUACGCUGAGCGCCCGGAAGGCGCUCUCUAUCUCCUCACUGGACUUAACGUUCUCCGUCUCUCGGCUGAUCAUGAAGGCCAUGUACUCCUGCAGUGACACGUUGCCAUCCCUGCACACACACAUUCCUCUGUUAGAAUCUGAAUGACUCGUCCCACAGAGGGGAGACUUACAUUGUUACAGCAAAAGUAAAGAGCCAAAAAUAGCUACAUAUCAAUGAAGAGGGAUGCAUCAAAUAUUAAAGAUAAAAACAGAAAUUACACAAAUUACAAUUUACAAAUGACACAUCCAGUAACGAUAUUUAAAUUAAAAUAAGUAUAGCAUGUAACAGGUAGUGCACACAUCACUGAUCCUGACCUGUUGGGAUCCACAGUGUCGAGUAUGGCCUCAAACUCCGGGUCGGGCUCUCCCUCCUCCACCAUGGGCAGGUCGUAGCCCAGCGAGCGCAGACACGACUUGAACUCCUGGUGGUUCAGACGGCCCGACUUCUCCUUGUCGAAGUGCCUGCAGAGGAACAGGAGGAGGAUCAGACCAGAUACAGACUGUCAGGUCCAGACAUAUUGUCAUAGACGGCAUAUUUCAUCAGAGUGUUCCUGGAUCUAAUGAACCCUGGUCAGGUCACUCACUUGAACAUCAUACUGAACUCCUUCAGAGCCUCCUCCGUCACUCCCGUGGUGUUCCUGAAACAAAGAUGGAGGAACUUGAGCUCCAGCAGCAUGAUGCUGUUUUACAUUUGGUAACAGCAGAGGAGGAUAAGUACCUAGAUAUUUUACUUAAAUAAAUAUAGUAAUAAAACAUCUUAGAAAUAGUAAAAUAAUAGCUUUAAACAGAUCAUUUCUUUGUUUUAUAAUUAUUAAUUAUCCAUUGAUGUAAAUGCUCACAUGGAUUAUUUAAAUGGCUAUACUGCUGAAUAGCUUAACCCAUAAUAAUACAUAAUGAUUCAUUGGUGGAUAUAUAUUGUGUAUUAUAGAUCCAUACCUGCAAAGUUGCUAACAACUCAAUUUGUAAAAAAUAUAUAUAUAAUGGAGGAAAAAAGGACAAAUUGGACUCCAAAGUGUAAUCAAUAAAAGUAUAAAGUAGCAUAACAUGAGUAUACUUAAAUGGAGUACAAAAACCUCCAAAUUGGACUUAAGUACAGUGCUAGAGUAAAUGUACUUAGUAACAUAGCACCACUGAGCUGGAGAGUGUGUGGUAAGGGUGUGUACCUGGCCUGGAUCUGCUGCUCCAGGUUGUGCUGCAUCCUCAUCCCCAGCUGGUCCAGCUGGUCCCACUGCUGGGCCAGCCCCACCGUGCUGUGCUCUGUGUACUUGUUGUCCAGGAUCAGCGCCUCCUCCAUCGCUGCCCCCAGGUCCUCGAUCUUCUUCAGCUGGCUGCGCAUGGCCCGGAUCUCCUGGUGCUUACGCUGCGCACACACACACACACACACACACACACACACACACACACAGAUGAACAAAACGUGCCACAUGUGGUUUACCCUUUAUCUCAGCUCCCAAUCCAGCAAACUGAAGUCCUGGUCCAUGACUGCACGUCCUGGGAAUACUGGGAAUGACACCAUGCAGCAGUGAUUGGGGCUCACCUUGGUGGCCUCCAGCUGGGACUCCAGGGUUCCAGACUCUUCCACCAUACACGACCUGCCGGCAACACACAGUGACAUCAGAGAAGAGGCAGCAGAGCCGGACACACUGUUGGUAUUAACUUUAAAGACCUAAACUAGUUUGCUACCAUGACGACAAUUAACUUCUGAAAAUAA
Molecule: messenger RNA, 4576 nt
Organism: Eleginops maclovinus (Patagonian blennie)
Lineage: Eukaryota; Metazoa; Chordata; Actinopteri; Perciformes; Eleginopidae
Gene: dync2i2
Product: dynein 2 intermediate chain 2
Exons: 10
Coding region: 708-2213 (501 amino acids)
Biological process (GO): intraciliary transport
Cellular component (GO): cytoplasmic dynein complex; ciliary plasm
Molecular function (GO): dynein heavy chain binding; dynein light chain binding
Source: RefSeq, a predicted model, not a curated record